This is a messenger RNA of Prosopis cineraria, 975 nucleotides long. RefSeq names its product mitochondrial import inner membrane translocase subunit TIM23-2-like. Gene Ontology annotation, molecular function: transmembrane protein transporter activity. Gene Ontology annotation, biological process: protein import into mitochondrial matrix. NCBI's taxonomy places the organism in Eukaryota, Viridiplantae, Streptophyta, Magnoliopsida, Fabales, Fabaceae. The record is from RefSeq and is a predicted model, not a curated record. The coding region runs from base 216 to 752 and encodes 178 amino acids. Gene Ontology annotation, cellular component: TIM23 mitochondrial import inner membrane translocase complex; mitochondrial inner membrane. The transcript has a single exon.
AAACCGGGAAAGGAAUCGAAUCGCCGAACGCUAAACCCUUGGUGGGCGUUAAACCCUACGAACACGCUUCGCAGGGGAGGGGCCUUAUAGGUGAAAUUUGUGUGCUCUCCGAUCAACUAAACAACAAAUCCUUCGGCACAGCGCCACCCAUACCCUUCAAAUCGCCGCUCUGUUGAAUUCUCGGCCGAACAGUUUGACCUUUGAUAUCUUCUGACAUGGAACCGAACGAGAAGGAGACGCGGGUUUACCAUCCGUAUCAAGAUCUCAACGUUCCGAUCCAGAAGCUCUACAACCUCCCUACCGCCCCGGAGCAUCUCUUUCCCGAAGAGGCCGCCAGAACUCAUCGCUCGUGGGGGGAAAAUCUCCAGUACUACACCGGCUGUGGCUACUUAUCGGGUGCCAUGUUCGGCGCCGCCAAGGGCACCGUCCGCGGCCUCAAAGCUGCCGAGCUCGGCGACUCCCUAAAGCUACGGGUCAACCGUGUUCUGAAUUCGGGAGGACAAACCGGCCGCAGAUUAGGGAAUUCGCUCGGCGUCUUGGGUUUGAUCUUUGCUGGUCUAGAGAGUGGCGUUAUCCAUUUCAGGGGUAAGGAUGAUUUGUUGAACAGUGUGGUGGCGGGACUUGGUACGGGAGCGCUUUACAGGGCGGCGGCGGGACCGCGAUCAGCGGCUAUUGCGGGUGCAAUCGGUGGAAUUGCAGCGGCAACGGCAGUUGCUGGGAAGCAAUCUCUGAAGAGAUAUGUACCAAUAUGAUGAGGAAGGUGACAGUCGAAUGAGUGAGGAUGUAAAGGAAAAGGUAAGGAGCUUGGUGGUUUCAAAUUUGAACGUCCUGCAAAUUCAUGUUGUCGCUGUGUUAACAUCUCUGCCUUGUUGUUUCUCUCCGGCAAUUUCUUUUCACUGCCAAAGGCACUGUUACUGGUUAACAUCUUCCAUGUGAUUGGGUAAAAUUUACGCAAGGGGUACUCAUUUUUGUUCA